This is a messenger RNA of Salvia splendens (bonfire salvia), 1087 nucleotides long. Its product is annotated as putative HVA22-like protein g. The transcript is spliced from 6 exons. NCBI's taxonomy places the organism in Eukaryota, Viridiplantae, Streptophyta, Magnoliopsida, Lamiales, Lamiaceae. The record is from RefSeq and is a predicted model, not a curated record. The coding region runs from base 217 to 873 and encodes 218 amino acids.
UAUUUUUACUAUUAUUAAUGAUUUUACCCUUUUCUACCGUUAAAAUUGCAAGGUUUUCUCAAUACCUAAGUUGUUUGGUUGGCCGAUCACACGUGAUUACUAAAUACUCCAUUAAUUGCUUUUUUUGCUUUCGAAAUUGGAUUUGAGUUGCGUGUCGAUUGAAGGAACUGUGUAAUGUUUUUGCUCUGACUGUUUCAGAACUAUCGGUGAUUGAAGAUGAUUGGAGAAUUCGUCAACACUUGCUUAAUAUUGGUACUAGGAUAUGCAUACCCUGCUUUUCAAUGUUUCAAGACUGUAGAGAAAAACAGAGUUGAGAUUCCGGAAUUGCGCUUUUGGUGUCAAUAUUGGAUACUUGUUGCGAUUAUCACAAUUCUUGAGAGGAUUGGGGAUGUAUUUAUUUCAUGGUUUCCAAUGUAUGGAGAGAUGAAAUUGGCACUCUUCAUAUACCUAUGGUAUCCCAAAACUAAGGGAUCAGGAUACAUAUAUGAUAGAUUGCUGCAACCAUAUGUGUCAAGGCACGAAACAGAUAUCGAUAGAAGUUUGAUCGAAUUUAGAGAGAGGGCAUGGAACUUAGCAAUAUACUAUUGGCAUAACUGCACAGAACUUGGCUCCACUAAGAUCCUCCAAUUUCUGCAAUUUGUGUCUUCACGGAGUACUCAGAAUCCAGGGAACCAACAACGGGUUAACACUACUCCCGAGCCCAGCGCGCCACCGCAUUUUAGCCAUGCGCCAAGGUCGGAGAAUGAGACACAUUUGAUUAGGCCUGAGGAUGUGAUUGAUUCUGAUGGAUUUAACUUCAAAGAGAAAUUGGGUUUGGAGAAUGAUGUUUCGACGGCUAAGCACAGACUUAGGCGUUUCAUAGAUGGCAACUAGUCAAGUCAUGUUUUGAAAAUUUAUUCAUUCUUUUAAGAUUUAGAGGUUGUAAAUAAAUAAUUCGAGAUUUGCAUUUCCAUUCAGUGGUGCGAACUAGUACCCAAUUUUUAAUGCACCGAUUGCCCUAGUUAGGAAUCAAGUACUCAAUUUUCAAUGUACCUAAUUGAGUGAAUGUUGGUACUAAUUUAAUCUAUUUAUUGUGAUUGUUUGAUGA